GACGCAUUAGAAUUAGUAUGUAGCUCUUUCCAUCAUAAAAAAUAGUGACGUGAGACUGUAGCUGGACCAGGAUGCAUGGGUAGUCAAAAAAUUGGAUCUAUUUUGGAAAAAGCUCUCCAGCACUCGUUUGUAUUUGUAUUUGAAAGUAAGAGUCUCCGACGAAUCACCACGAUAUCCAAGCCAUGAAUCUUUAGUUCCGUUCAGCGACUCAAGCAAAUCAAAGCCGCCAGUACUAGAAAUAACUUAUCACAAAGGGAGUUUAUUAGGGAUAGUGGUUGGCUACUUCUAUUGUCACUGGUAGAACAACGUGUACUAGAACUAGAACAAGGUUGUGAAUAAUUUCUCAGAAUCUGAAUCGAAAGACGACGUGAAAUUUUCGACGAGGUUUGUUUACUUACAGUUUGGAGAAGCACGGCUGGCCGCAAAAUCUUUACUUUGGGUUAACCACUUCUACAUCUACAUACCUCCGCCGCUCUUGGGACAAGGAUUACGGCUGUUUCGAUUUGUUUUGCUUGGAGUACCUCCGAGGGCGCAAACCUAGUUCUCCGAUCAUAAAUUGAAACGGCAAUACCGACUCGGUCUCAGUUGAGCUUGAGAUUUUGUUUGAAUAUAGACGAGACAAAUUUUUCCCGGUUUGCUCUGGUUGACGCGUGAAAGAAUCAGAAACCGCAUCACUCGCCGCGAUAGUGGUACGAGUACCUGGAGCAACAGUAGAACAAUUAACAAGCCGCCCGUCCUCUUCGUCUUCCCCCGCUCGCCUUUCUUCAAUUUCGCGGCCUCUUCUCAACCUCCGGUAUCUAUCACGACGACGUCACACAUACAUUAUCGUGGCAAUAGCGAGUGCGAGAGCAACUGUAACGAUAAGCAGCGACGCGCGAACCUGGCAGGAACUUACUGAAUCCCCCGUGUCGCCGGUCGAUCGGGAUCGCAAAGACUUUAUUACUCAUCAUUCGCUGCAAGGCACGACAUCCAUCUCCCGGCCACGCGAGCGUGACCGUGUCGCCGACCAAAAGUAGCACUAGCAGGAGAAACUAACACCCUGAAGCGGUAUUAGAGAAGACUCCCUAGCGACUCCGACCGCCGAAGCUUCAACAUUUGCGAACAAGGACUUGGGCUUCGUGUGUCAGUUAAAUUUUGACGACAAGAAAACGACAAAAUGGCGGGCAUCGUUAUCCUCAGUAAAAUCGCACUCAUAUAUACCAUAUUUGUCAUGGAGUUCUUGCAUGUGCCGGAUGCCUCAAAUGAGCCGUGAGAGCCAAUCUCUAAGUACGGGUUUGUGGUGGAAAGAAACUACAACUUUGCAUUCUGGAAUCAGCAUGAGAAGCAUGAUUCGUGACACAGGCACAGCGGACUAGCUACUCACGACUGUGCCGUGGAUGCAAAUUUGGAAUGUGGAACUCCCAAGACUGCUAUAAUGACGUGCAUUUUUGCCACACCGGAUAAUCGACAGCGAGUAUUCAUUUUCUCUCACCACGUUCUCCCAGAGCGGCAAGCUGUUUCAAAUAGAAUACGCCUUGGCAGCUAUCAAAAUGAAAAACCCCACUGUCCCAUAUGUUGAAAAGAAUAGUACGGACUUCUUUCAAUUUCUGACGGUCGGAUUGUGCAUACUAUAAAUCGAAAUUAUUCUGCCGUGCUAGAAAAGAAGAGAGUGAACUGUAGUAAUGAGUAAGAACCACUCCGCGCUCGCGGUGCGGACAUUGGCCUAGCAAGAGAAAUUGCCAUCUGGCGCGCCCCAUGUUAGCGCCACAAAUCACGAAAUCAGCAUGAACAAUCUCUGUUUUUUUCGAUAUUGGGAGGGGCAAUUUUUCCUCAUGAUAACAGCCGUGGAAAAUGGAGUGAGCGCCCUCGGAAUCAAGGCAAAGGAUGGAGUCGUGUUGGCUACGGAAAAGCGACUACAUUCCCCCCUGAUGGAUCAGCAGACGUUCAAGAAAAUUGACAAUCUGUGCAAGGGCGUAUUGGAUUAAUGAUUUUUUUUAUAAUUUCUAUUUAUUGCCACUCUGCCUGUCUUAGUCUUCGCUAAUAAUAUUCGUCAUUAUUCCACCAACGGAACGAUUUAAUGAGGGUGUUUCAUUUUCUCGUCUCGGGGAAAACCUGCAUCCUUUUCUGCUCCGUUUUUGUAAUCUCAACUAGUUUCGCAUUCCCGGUCUUCACACAUUUUUCUUUCAAUAAAAUCAACUACAGGUUGGCACGGUAUACGCGGGCAUGGCCCCCGACUACAAGGUUCUCUUGAGACAGGGAAGAAAACGGGCACAGAAUUACACCGGUAUAUGCUACUAGAAGUCAUGUUGCUUAGACGUGUAGAGGUAGACGCUGUCACUUUUUUUGCUUUUCCGUAUCUUACGGGUACUAUCACUAUGGCAUUCUGGUAGAGGUAUAAGAAGGUAGUGAUUAUGAAACAGUGGCUCUAUCAGAUUAAAUCUGAUAUGGGCAGCACCACGUAGCGAAGUGACACGUCACUUUCAUUUUGCCCACCCGGAAGUCAAAGCGCUACGAUUCCCAAGCCUAAUAAAUAUUUUCAUGCUAUGUGGUGCUGGCUGCCUGAGAACAAUUAUUGCUUUAUAGGGGCCGUGCCAUCGGGUUUGUAAAUCUAGAUUGUACUGCUUAGACGGCCGUGAUACUGAAUAUCAAUAUGUAUAAAAGUUGGCUUUUCGUCGUGGUCAUCUUUCUCUUCCCAAGAACGCAACAGAUAGAUGUGUAUGCCUUUUGUACGACAUAGAGAAAAGCAUAGCGUUCUGUUUUGAAAAAUAGAGGCUUGGCUUGGUCAGCGAUCGGAGGCCCACAUGCCGAAUCUGUGCAAUCUAUCACAACAGCGCCAUAUGCAUAUUUUCUACACAUCUAUAUAAAUAUAAUAUGCAAUAAAUAUUACCAAAACGACAGCUAUUUAUGGAGAGGAGAUCCCGUGUGGCCAGUGUACCCGGGAGCUAGCCAACAUUAUUAUCCGUGGCAAAGAUAAAUAUUACCGUACACCGACAUGCACAAAAACAAAAACAUGAUCGCCAACAAGCAAGAACACGCUAUGCCUGCAUCAUCCUUGAAAGGAAAUUCAAGUUUAUAAGUUUUCUUUGAUCUGCAUGAAUUCCGAAUCUCGUGCUUGUCCGUCAGGGAAUGUGGUUGAAGAUUGUGUGUGUCUGGGUACGGUAAAUUUUGAUUUCUUGUGGAUGAUUUUGCAGGAAUUUACGCAAAGUGGUGGCGUGCGGCCCUUUGGCGUCUCUAUGAUGGUUGCAGGGUACCAUAACUAUUUCUUCAUAUAUAUGAAUCUGAAUGAUGUACACAUGUGAGAUGAAAUCGAAAUGCAAAUUGAAACUCUUGCAAACCUCAAAAAAAAACUGAAGGAUGUUUUUCGUCUGAAGGUUCAAAGCGAGGGUCAUAUAUUUUGCAUCUUGCGACAGCGCCAGCUCUUCUAUUGUCCGAAAAGCAACAACAUUCAACCCGCUACUUUCUGAAUUUUCAGAAGGUCUGAACAGGCCUUGUUCUGGCAUUGGUUUUUCAAGCCUUCUGAAGGUCCGCGAGGGUCUCUUCCACCUUUGACAAAUUGCACAACAGCUGCAGAUGAAAGCACUAAAGAACCUUCUCUGUGGUGAAAGCCUUCCAAUGGUUUUUAAGUGCGCCACAAGGAAAAACUUUGUGCUUUUUUUCCGUGCUUAUGCUUUUUUUGCCGCGAACCUUCAGGAAGAAGCGUAGGGUUGAGCAGAUCCCUGCUGCACAGCCACCGACUUCUGAAGUAGAUUGUGCGACUUCUUUGCAGCAGACGAGGCAGCAUUUUCAUUUUGCGCGCUGGUAAAAUAUUCCGACCUAGACGGUCGCCAAAAGCGGUCGCUUCCGCUGCAGAGCGGCCUCAAGCCACCUACUCCUGCUUGGUUUCUGUUUUUUUCUGCAAGAACCACAGCCGUGGAGUGCCCGAGCUCUAUCGACCAUGCACCAACUUUUUCCAAAGAUGCUUGAAGUAUUUAACGCUCCUGUGACGUCAUCCCAGGCGGCUCUCCUCUAGCUCUAUGUGCAGAAAUUGAAAUUAAGUACAUUAAACCCUUCUUGCGCUUGCGACGCGGUCCCCAGGUGGGCGAUUGUCGCCAGGUUUGGCCGGUCGUUCCCAAGUUCCAUCCGGCCAGCGGGCGCGUGGGUCGCGGAUAAACGUGCCACUUUUUACACACCGACCCGGCCGGCCGGAUGAGAGUUUGGACGGCAACGCCUCGGCCGACCGCGAACUUGUUACGCAGCUCCAAGCGAAAUUUGCUCCCCGUGGGUGUUUGUGCUGAAGAUCAUUUCAUUAUUUUGGGUGCACCACAGACUUGCACCCGCUUCGGCUUUUUGAGGAAAAGGACAAAGUAGCUUCUGUUUCAUGAAAAUCCAGUUAAGGUCACGGCGUCGUUGAAACAGAAGAUAAGAUCUGGUUUAAGUCAAUGAGUGUUGAUUUCUCGCUUCACGACCACCAGAGUCACUAAUUUAACUCUCAUCAGGUAUGACAAAAGCACAAAGUCGCCUCAGCUGUUUCAAGUGGACCCUUCAGGAACGUUUUUUGGUUGGAAGGCCAGCGCCAUUGGUAAAGUUUAUGCAACAAAAGAACGCACCAGUUUCAGUUCGUUCUACUUUUUUUCCACUUCUUGUGCCGGUGUCGUAAUCAAACACAUACCUAGUAUUGCGUAAGCGUACGUUCACAUUGGCCGUGUUAUUAUUACUUAAAGAAGCCGCUGCUUCGACAGCACGGAAAGAACGGAAUGAAAACGAACUAACAACCACCGCACAACAGGCAAAAACUACAAGUCCAUGAAAACCUUUCUGGAGAAGCGAUACCGAGAAGAUCUGCCUAUCGAAGACGCCAUCCAUGUCGCCAUCCUGAAUAUCCUAGCAAAAUUUUGAGGCAACCACCUGUAGUUUUGAUUUUACUAUAUUCAGUCUUAUCUCGUCGUCGUCGUCUUCGUCAUCUGUCCGACGAGGGUACAGUAUGUAAGUAGAACGAAGUGGAAACGCAACGAGGGCGGCCCUGGCGCUUCUGUUGAGGAGGUAUGACGAAUUAUAUGAUAGAUAUUUAUAAAGAUGUCGCUGCAUGAUCAGACUGGUACACGCUGGUAAAAUUGAAUUUGAGUUUGAGAACUCAACAGUUUGUGUUUGCUUGGAUAAUCCCAUUGCGCGAAAAUGCGGAAGGGGCGCUCACCUCCGAGAACAUAGAAGUUGGCGUCGUUCGUAUGCAAGCAAUCAGCCAUGAACUCACAAGCUCAGGACUGCAUCGACUGGGCAUGCACAGGACAGACUUUCUUUUUAGUCACAUCGCAAUUUUUUCCGAGCCGUUUUUUCAUGUUUGCCCUACUUUUUAUGAAUUUGAAUUCCAGCUGCUGCCGCUUGCACAAUACUUACCGCAUGAUGACUGCAAACAAUUUUUGCUAUGUCUUGCUGUUGCAGUCAGGAAUCAAUGUGAGCUUCUUCCUCCCGAUAAUUCGCGAUGACGGGAUUUUUCGAGUGCUGACGCCGGCAGAAGUCCAGGACUUCCUGGAAGAGGUAUAGCACCUAUUUUGUAUAAAUGUUUGCGGCAAUUUAUCUCAAGAGCAAGGAGAUCGCAUUUACAUCUCUUCCACUCAACGAGUGAUUUCCGUAUUUGAUGGCAGAAAAGCGGAUCCACCGCGGUCGUCCUCCCACUUUUGAGUUGCAUGAGAUACUAUUUUGAUGUUUACAGAUACUACAUGAACUCCGACUAAUAGAACGUCAUAGACGGGGAUCAGAUGAGGCAGCGAGACUCUGUUUUUUCGGUGGUUCUUUCUAGCACUGCUUCUUAGCUACAAAUUGAUCCUCUAAAGGUUAAGGUUUUGAUACAGCAAUAUUUAUAAAUCUCUUAAUAGGCGGAAUAGGGUGGUUGACGGUGAACCCCAGUUGAGCGUCUUCGUCUUGGGCAGAGGAAGCUUAUCAAAUGCAAAGAUGUUUGGUUCUGGAAGAAAUAAAAAGCAGACACCUGUCACGCAGCUUUUGCACCAUCUGCUGCAUGAAACAAGUCUGCAAUGCUCAGCGAGCAUGACACAUGAUGCUUCUCUAUUCCUAGUAGUCUGCGUAAGCAAUGUCCCCUCCUGGAGACAAAGAGCUCGCAUCUUUUGCUGCCUGCUAUGCAAGACCAACGCGGACUUUUUUUUCCAGCAUCUCUCUGCGUCACAUUUUUGAUCCCGCCAGACUCAGACAUGUUUGCAGCGCAUAAGGCUGGCGCUGGAGCGUUGACAAGUGGCGAGGCAGUGACUCAGCGGGCAUUAUUUGAAUUCGCGACGUUUGUCAAGUAAAGGAGUUUUUCAAAUUAUAUGUAGAUAGUGCGGCGUCCACAUCGAAAAUAUGAGGAACAGAAAAGCGCGGCACACGUCAGACACCCUGUGUCAGUGCGUUGGUCGUCCUGUUGGUAUUAUUCUUGAGCGUUGAAGACGACAUUAUGAUCAAGUCAAGUACUAUCCAUUAUCGACGUGCGCAUUGACAAUAAACGGCAGCUUGAAGAGCCUUCAGAUCUCGGAUAGCAAAGGAGCAG
Messenger RNA from Amoebophrya sp. A120, 6490 nucleotides. Lineage: Eukaryota; Dinophyceae; Syndiniales; Amoebophryaceae. The record is from the annotation of a GenBank genome assembly.